Saccoglossus kowalevskii is the source of this 3629-nucleotide messenger RNA. RefSeq names its product echinoderm microtubule-associated protein-like CG42247. Gene Ontology annotation, biological process: microtubule cytoskeleton organization; intracellular signal transduction. Gene Ontology annotation, cellular component: mitotic spindle. Gene Ontology annotation, molecular function: microtubule binding. NCBI's taxonomy places the organism in Eukaryota, Metazoa, Hemichordata, Enteropneusta, Harrimaniidae. The record is from RefSeq and is a predicted model, not a curated record.
CGAUCCUGGUGUCGGCACCAUGACUGGAAUAACGAUCCCGAUCGAAAUCCGUCCUGCCUGAUCGAUCACACAGCCGAUCGAUGGAUCGAUAUAUGUCAGAUCGCGAGAGAAGAGCGGCGAUUUUAGCCAGAGCGGAGGAAUUGUUAAGAACUAAUAGGCAUCCUGAACAGGAGGGGGAUGUUGACGACCAAGGUGGGGAGUACAGCUCCCAGGAUGGCGAUUACGAUGAGGAACCGAGCCAGUGGGAAUCAUUUGACACCAGCGCCUUUAAUUUAAUGUCGCCGACAAUGGACGUUAUGGCGCAUCACAACGGACAACCUCUACACAAGGAAAGCAAGGGGAAACUGAUCACUUUCUACCGAAAUGGUGAUAGACAUUUUAAAGGUCUGACAAUUCCGGUGAACCAUCGAAACUUUUCAACAUGGGAAACGCUUUUGGUUUAUUUGAGCGAGAAGAUCACCUUGCCUUACGGAGUUCGUCAUAUAUAUACAUUGAACGGGAGAAUGUUAGGAGAUAUCUCUGAACUUGAAGCCGGGAAAGGAUACGUGUGCGCUGGAGGGCAGUUUGUAUCCCAGAUCCCGUACGGUAAAUCCUCAGAACGAUACUGGCAUAACCGUAAACCGACUGGCGGAAUACGGAAGACUGAUAGACCUUUAUUUAAACCCGCUGGCAUGACGGGUGUACCCAAUUUAUCCCCUCAACCGCUUUCAAGAUUAAGUAAUGAGUCACCGACAAUGAGACACAAACCUAGGAUUAUAACUGUUUUAAGCAAUACACACAGAGACAGCAAAGCCAAAAUAUUGCUCAACCCCAAGACUACGCAAAGCUUUGAGCAGGUUCUACGAGACAUGACGCAGGCACUGACAAUGAGGUCACCACCGAUACAAGCACUUUAUACGUGGAAAACCGAGGAACGAGUUGAAAGUUUUUCUCAAUUAUUUCGUGACUUUAGAGAUUAUGACACCUUUGUUGCCUGCGGUGCUGAAGACUUGCUACGAACCCCACCUGCGAACAAUGUCUAUAGUAGUCUGGAUGGCGCCCCCAGUCGACGGCAAGACGGUGUGAAAGGGAGCCAUCUCGUGGCGCAACAGAAGCGAAAACCAAAAAAGAAACGAAGACAGGAGCCACCCCAUGCUUAUACAGAGCAUCCAAAACCACAACAAAUGCAGUUACAGCAUCCACCACAGAUACAACUGCAACCACACCACCACCAACAACAGCAACAACACCCACCACCACAUCAGCAACACUAUCAUCCCCAGCCUGUGCAACAGAACAGUUACAGUCCAGUGACGGACGCUUCUUCCGAGCUCGAGAGUAUACCAGUAACGGGCAGACAAGGAUUUGCCUCCAGCAGUGAGGGAAGUCUAACAGGACAUCCUAAACCAUACACAUUUCGCGGAAAUCCACAACAGGAGUCAAUGCACACCCAAACCUUUCCUUUCAAAAAGUACGCGCCAAAGGACAAUUAUGACGAGUUGCGUUACGACGCACGGCGCGCGCGCCAGGAAAGGUAUCUGCACAAGGCAAUCCAAGCAUCGAACGACAAUAAUCAUUUACCUCAGAUAGUGGACAAUAGAGAAACAGAACGGGACAUGAAAAUGCGCUACCAGCAAAACAAAGCCACACAGGCUAAUGGUAUUGCCUUUUUGGACAAUGAACGCGACAAUAGUCUUGAUCCUGUGAAGAUUAAAGUACAUGGACAAAUGCGCCAGUUUUACCCACCAUCCAACAUCAAUACACGUUACCCGGAUCCCAAUACAAAGCCGGAUAGAAAACUUAAGCUACAAUGGGUUUAUGGUUACCGUGGUUACGAUGCACGAUGUAAUCUUUACGUGAUACCGUCAGGUGAAGUCGUCUACUUUGUUGGUGCUAUUGCCAUACUUUACGACACUGAUUUACAAUUUCAGAGGCACUACUUGGGUCACAACGAAGACAUACAAUGUAUGGCCGUCCAUCCCUCAGAAAACUAUAUCGCCACCGGACAAAUGGCCGGACAACUACCUGACUCAACGGCACAUAUCCGUAUAUGGGAAACAGAGACGCUCUGUACGCAUGCCAUCAUUGGCCUUGAUGUCUUUCAAACCGGUGUUGUCUCUAUUAACUUUUCAAAGGAGAAUGGCGGAGAUUGGUUGCUGGCGCUUGAUGAAGGAGAUAACCACGUGUUGAGUGUCUGGGACUGGCAACAGGACAAGCUCAUUGCAAACACGAAGACCCAUCCUGACACAGUGGUGUUUGCAGUUUUCCAUCCGAAUGACGAUAAUUGUAUUAUCACUGGCGGCAAGCAGCAUCUCUACUUCUGGAGAGUGAUGAGCAGCAAAAUACUACGCGAUAAAAAGAGUGGAGUGUUCGAGGAAGAUAAACCUAAGUACGUCACUUGUAUUGAGUUUGCGCAAAACGGUGACGUCAUCACCGGAGACUCUAAUGGUAGCUUAACUAUAUGGUCAAAAGAUGCUGCAAAUGUCUAUCGUUCGAAACAAAGAAUUCCACACGCACAUGAGAAAUCUGUCUUCACUCUCUGCAUGCUACUUGAUGGAACGUUACUCUCCGGAGGGGGUGUGGAUAGGAAAAUAGUCGCCUGGGAUUCACUUCGGGCGUAUUCAUCAGUGAGAGCAGAACGACUCCCCGAAGCCGCUGGUGGGAUUCGGACGAUUACGGCACGGAACACCGGAAGCGCUGACGGAAUCUUGCUCCUGGGGACGACACGUAAUAAUAUUGUAGAAGGUUCGCUGCAGAUGAAGUUCAGCUACUUAGUUCAAGGGCACUGUGAGGAAAUAUGGGCGCUAGCAACGCAUCCACGGCAGACUUCAUUUGUAACAGCGGGCUAUGACAUGAGCGUUAUAUUGUGGGCAGCGGAGACCCAUAAACUUAUCUGGAGAACGCAAAUUGAGAAAUCAUGUUUGAGCUGUGCGUUCAACCCAAGUGGAUCAGUUAUUGCCUUGGCAACCACGGCGGGUCGUUUCAUCAUUCUAAACGCAGCCACUGGAACGCACAUCACGUCCGUACAAGUCGGAAAUGAGCAACUUGACGCCAUUAAGUACUCGCCGGAUGGUAACAUCUUAGCGAUGGGUUCCCAUGACAACAACAUAUACCUGUUUUCUGUUCUUGAUGACGGCAACGUAUAUCGUAAGAUCGGCGUGUUGCAAGGACACGAGAACUUCAUCACUCACCUGGAUUGGAGCGAUGACGGGUACUACCUACAAAGUGUCUCUGGAAAUUACGAUCUCCUAUACUGGGAUGUGAAUUCUAUGAAACGGGAAAAGGUUGCCAUGGUGAUGAGAGAUGCAGCAUGGAAAACACAAUCUUGUAUCCUUGGAUACGAUGUGUUAGGUGUGUGGGCAUCCAAGGAGGUUGGAACCGACGUGAAUGUGGUGGAAAGGAGCCCCCAUCAAGAUAUAUUGGUUGCCGGAGACAACCACGGAUUUCUCUCAGUAUUCAGAUAUCCAUGUACUUCGCCAAAAGCUGAAAGCCACGAUUGUAAAGCUUACAGCUCUCACGUGACCAACCUACGCUUCCUUCAAGACGACAAGUUUAUGAUAUCGACAGGAGGUCUCGAUGCAUGCGUAAUGCAAUGGGUAUUGGUCGAUAAAAAUGGACGAUAUUUCAGCACUGGAGGAAAUGAACUAUAA